AUGAUCCAAACUGACGGACUGAGAAGCCAAUGGACACCUUCCCAGAUUGCCUGCCUUGUCUUUUUGCAGGUGGUUGCAAGUAGCAUCCAACUUGUUCGCAGAGAAUUCAAUGCCCAGCAGUUGACUCCAGCACAGCACACAUAUCCACCUUCAGGAAGCAGCCGAAUGUCAGAACCAGCAUCAGAACCAAGAUCACCAAGUCCUUGGGACGAGCUCUUCAGGUCUCCGCGCAGCUACUACGACAAUCGUACCACGAAGAGGAACCCAAAGGCACCUGACUUCGUGCACAAGGAAACGAAGGAGGGUCUGUGGCUGGACAGCUACCGCACGCCCCAGUGGGUCCAUCAGCAAAUCGAUGAUCUCUACCACGAGGAAAGAGACGAUGAGCUCGCUGCCAAUUUCUAG
Ostreobium quekettii is the source of this 405-nucleotide messenger RNA. The record is from the annotation of a GenBank genome assembly. NCBI's taxonomy places the organism in Eukaryota, Viridiplantae, Chlorophyta, Ulvophyceae, Bryopsidales, Ostreobiaceae.